UCCAACCUCAUCAGCUGCUUCGGUGAGGCCGAGCUCAGGCUUUUACUGCGAUGACAGGCGGAUGAGGAGGGAUGGGACGCUAAACAAUGCAUGCAUCUCCAGUAAAUCGGCUGCAACAGCGACGGCAGGAGGAAGAAGACAAGCAAGCGUCCACACACGCAACCAGCUGCGCCUACUCCGAGCCCAUUUUUCUUUCACCAUGGUGGCGACUGCGAGGGAAUCAAGCGACUUCCUCUAUUUAAUCCCUCUGAGGAGGCCACACACCCACCCACCGUGCAUGGCCACUUAGCCUCACCGCAUCAUCUGUGGAGACUGCAGCAAAGAGAUCGGGCAUGGGUGGUCAGAGUGCAGAUGCCCGGGACUCCUCGCUGGAGACCAUGGGGCCGCCGCCGCCCAAGAGGGGAUACAACAAGUACGCCACCGGCUGCGCCAUGCUUGCCUCCUUGGCCUCCAUCCUUUUGGGCUAUGACAUUGGAGUGAUGAGUGGAGCUGAACUGUUCAUCAAGGACGACCUCAAACUGAAUGACACACAGAUUGAGAUCCUGCUCGGGGUGCUCAACCUCUACUCCCUCGUCGGCUCCUUCGCCGCCGGCUUCACAUCGGACUGGAUCGGACGCCGCUAUACCAUCGUCUUUGCCGCUACCAUCUUCUUCACCGGGGCCCUCCUCAUGGGGUUCGCCACCAACUACGCCUUCCUCAUGGUCGGCCGCUUCGUUGCCGGCAUCGGCGUUGGGUACGCCCUCAUGAUAGCCCCGACCUACACCGCCGAGGUCGCCCCGGCCUCCUCCCGGGGCUUCCUCACCUCCUUCCCCGAAGUCUUCAUCAACUCCGGCAUCCUCCUCGGCUACGUCUCCAACUACGCCUUCUCGCACCUCCGCGAGUCCCUUGGCUGGCGGCUCAUGCUCGGCGUCGGCGCCAUUCCUUCCGUCUUCCUCGGCCUCGGCGUGCUCGCCAUGCCCGAGUCCCCUCGGUGGCUCAUCAUGCAAGGCCGGCUCGCCGAGGCCAGGAAGGUCCUGGAGAAGACGUCCGACACGCCGGAGGAGGCGAAGCUCCGUCUGUCGGACAUCAAGAUCGCCGCCGGCAUCCCCGAGGACUGCGACGACGACGUCGUGCCCAUGCCCAAGAAAACCCGCAGCAGGGGUGUGUGGAAAGACCUCUUGGUCCGGCCAACGCCUUCGGUGCGGCGAGUGCUGAUCGCGGCAGUCGGGCUUCACUUCUUCCAGCAAGCCUCAGGCAUCGACUCGGUGGUGCUCUACAGUCCCAAAGUGUUCGAGAAGGCCGGGAUCCAGGGGAACACGAAGCUGCUGGGCACGACGGUGGCGGUCGGCUUCACCAAAACACUCUUCAUCCUGGUAGCGACGUUCCUGCUGGACCGUGUCGGGCGGCGGCCACUGUUACUGACCAGCUUUGCAGGGAUGAUCUUGUCACUGGCCGGCCUCGGACUCGGCCUCACUGCCGCCGAACACCACACCGACGGGCAUCUCCCAUGGGCUGUCGGGCUAUCAAUAGCAUGCGUUCUGGCCUACGUCGCCUUCUUCUCCAUCGGCGCCGGGCCGAUAACAUGGGUCUACAGCUCGGAGAUCUUCCCGCUAAGGCUGCGGGCGGUCGGUGCGAGCAUCGGGGUGGCGGUGAACCGCGUGACCAGCGGCGUGAUCACCAUGACCUUCAUCUCUCUCUACAAGGCCAUAUCCCUCGGUGGCAGCUUCUUCUUGUACGGCGGCGUCGCGGCCGUGGCGUGGGUCUUCUUCUUCACUUACUUGCCGGAGACCCGAGGGAGAACCCUCGAGGACAUGGAAGAGCUCUUCGGAAAGGAGAAGGAGGUGGACAAGCAGACGAAGGAAGAGAACAGAGUUGAAAUGGUCAACGCAAGUAACCGUAAUGGUAAUACACGAUGAAUUGAUGGAUCUAAUCGCAAAAUUGUAUGAAUCAGUCAAGGGCCUGACUAUGAAAACAAAAAAUAUAAUGGGUGUUUAGGUAUUUGUGUGGGUUAGGAAAGUGUGUUGGCUAACUCGUUUGUUAUCCAUGGACACAUGUAAUACCGGUGGCCAAGUAUUUCUCUAUCUUAAGUCUUGAAGGUGGAAAUGUACUUCAUUUCUCUUGUGUGGGAUAUGCUGUGACAUCAACUUCGUUUA
Musa acuminata AAA Group (dessert banana) is the source of this 2132-nucleotide messenger RNA. Its product is annotated as putative polyol transporter 1. The transcript is spliced from 2 exons. Gene Ontology annotation, cellular component: membrane. The record is from RefSeq and is a predicted model, not a curated record. Lineage: Eukaryota; Viridiplantae; Streptophyta; Magnoliopsida; Zingiberales; Musaceae. Bases 333 to 1895 code for a protein of 520 amino acids. Gene Ontology annotation, molecular function: carbohydrate:proton symporter activity. Gene Ontology annotation, biological process: transmembrane transport.